Suhomyces tanzawaensis NRRL Y-17324 is the source of this 1626-nucleotide messenger RNA. RefSeq names its product Pga6p (gene PGA6). The transcript has a single exon. The record is from RefSeq and is a predicted model, not a curated record. The coding region runs from base 391 to 1386 and encodes 331 amino acids. NCBI's taxonomy places the organism in Eukaryota, Fungi, Ascomycota, Pichiomycetes, Serinales, Debaryomycetaceae.
GUGUUAGGAACCCACUCAAUAUAUCAGAUUGGGUUAGCGCAGCCAAUGCGCCUCGCGGAGGGCCUGGACAUUCUUCUGUCGGAGACCACCCCACUGAGCUCCGGCUUGGGCUCAUCUCGCAUUGUCUACAGGUCCAGACAUGAGUUUCGACACGAGUGUGGACACGACACGCGACGCCCUUCUGUUUGUAUGGCCUGCAGGUUUGACCCCGGAAUCAGCGCGCGUAGAAUUGUGCAUCACAACAACGCGUAAAGUUUUGAAUCAGCGAGAUGGAAAAACAAACAUGCCUUGGGUGCAAAUAACGUGUAGCGAAGCCCUGGCUGCAGGUGACGGUGUUUGCCGGCAGCUUCCCGACGUGUUUGAGAUGAGUAUGUCCACGCGUUAAGGUACAUGACGUGGAAGGGGGAUCAACAAACACUCCACGCGAUCUCUAUUCGUCUCGAGGUCUUCCUCCCCCCGAGGAAAAGUAUAAAUACCCCUGGAGCCAAGGGAUGGCUUAUUUUCCAUCACCACCUUCCAACUCUAGACACUCUUUUACAACCAGUAUCCGAAAUGCAAUACAGAUUCAUCGCCGCUGCCGCAUCUUUAGUCGCUGCCACCAGUGCUCUUCAAACCGUCACUGAGAAGCACACCACCGAUGUCACCAUCACCUCGUGUUCCAACAACGCCUGUGCCUCCUUGAAGCCAGAAUCCUCCUCCCAGUCUCAGACUGUUGUCACCACCACUGUUGAGGGUGCCGAGACCAUCUACACCACCGUGUGUCCAGAAACCGAGACUCCAGCUCCAACCUCUGCUGCUGCUGAGAAGACUCCUGCUGCCCCAGCUCCAGCUCCAGAAAAGAACCCAGCUCCAGCUCCUGCUCCUGCUGCUUCUAGCCCUGCUGCUCCAGCUCCAGCUCCUGCUGCUUCUGCCCCAGCUGCCCCAGCUCCAGCUCCAGCUCCAGCCCCAUCCAAGGCUUCUGCUCCAGCUCCAGCCCCAUCCAAGGCUUCUGCUCCAGCUCCAGCUCCAGCUGCUCCAACCACUGCUGCUGCUGAAAACACCCCAGCUCCAGCUCCAGCUCCAGCUGCUUCUGCUCCAGCUUCCCCAGCCCCAGCCCCAGCUCCAGCUCCAUCUGCUCCAGCUCCAGCUCCAGCCCCAUCUGCUCCAGCCCCAGCCCCAGCUGCUGACUCCGACUCCUACGUCGAUGUUACCGUGACUCCAACCACCACUGCAUCCACCGGUGUCCAAGCCACUGAGACUUCUCAAUCCACUUUGACUUCCGUCUACAACUCCGCUUCCCACGCCAACAGCACUGUGGCUGGUGUUUCCGUCGCUAACAACGCCAACGCUAACUCUUUCGCUUUCGGUUUCGCCGGUGUCGCUGCCAUGGCUGCUGUCUUAUUGUAAGCUUGACAAAGCUUAGGUCUCAGACCACAAAAAUUAAUGUUAUUUGAUACCAGACUCUGCUCCUUGAUAAUGUUAUUCAUUGGUUCAUUUUCUCCGGUUAUGUCUAAAACUGUGCACUACGGGUUAGUAUGGUUGGCAAAUCGCCAUAUAGUAUAGAAAACUAGCAUCGUAAGAUUGCUGGGUUCUAUUGGGUUAUAUUUUCUUUUUCUUGGGUUACAACUCUAAUAUAUUAUUUAAAGG